GGCAGGCAGGCGGCCGGGUCCUUCGAGCGGCUCCCUGCGCCCGGCAUGGCGGGCGUGAGCUUCGGGGCGCACCGGCUGGCGCUGCUGGCCGCCUACCAGGAGGUGAUCGGCGAGGGGAGCCCCACGGACUGGGCUCUGUACACCUAUGAGGAUGAGUCUGACGACCUGAAGCUGGCUGCGUCGGGAGGAGGUGGCUUGCAGGAGCUCGCUGGCCACUUUGAGAACCAGAAGGUGAUGUACGGCUUCUGCAGUGUCAAAGAGCCCCAGGCAGCACUGCCCAAAUACGUCCUGGUCAACUGGGUGGGGGAGGACGUGGCCGAUGCCCGCAAGUGCGCCUGUGCCAGCCACGUGGCCAAGAUCGCAGAGUUCUUCCAGGGUGUGGAUGUGAUCGUUAACGCCAGCAGCGUGGAGGACGUGGACCCGGGGGCCAUCGGGCAGCGUCUCUCCAACGGCCUGGCUCGCAUCUCCAGCCCCGUGCUGCACCGCCUGCGGCUGCGAGAGGACGAGAACGCCGAGCCCGUGGGCACGACCUAUCAGAAGACCGAUGCGGCUGUGGAGAUGAAACGGCUCAACCGGGAGCAGUUCUGGGAACAGGCCAAGAAGGAGGAGGAGCUGCGGAAGGAGGAGGAGCGGCAGAAGGUGCUGGAGGAGCGGCUGCGCUUUGAGCAGGAGCGCAUGGAGCAGGAGCGCAUGGAGCAGGAGGAGCGGGAGAGGCGUUAUCGGGAGCGCGAGGAGCAGAUUGAGGAGCACAGGCGGAAGCAGCAGACUCUGGAGGAGGAGGAGGCCAGGCAGCGUCUGCAGGAACAGUCCAUCUUCGGCGAGCAGCAGCACGAGGAGGAGAAUGGCCAGGAGCUCAAGAAGUCGGAGUCAGAAGUGGAGGAAGCUGCCGCCAUCAUCGCACGGCGCCCCGACAACCCCCGCGAGUUCUUCAAGCAGCAGGAGCGAGUGGCCUCGGGCAGCUCCGAAGCCACGUCCCCGUUCAGCCAGAGGACAGGCAGCCAGUCGGACGCUCACAGAAAGGCCUCAGCCGUGGGCUGCAGCCCCUGUGACUCCAGCCCGGCCUCCACACCCAUCGGGGAGCAGAUCGAGAGGGCCCUGGACGAAGUGACGCAGCAGGCCCCAUGGAAAGACUCGCCUGGGCCCAGCAGCGAGGCGCCGGCGCCGCCGAUGGCAGACGAGCCGCCCGGGGGCCCUGAGUGGCCAGCGGUGCAGGGGGGCGAGCUGGGCCCCACCGAGGACCUGGUGUUCCUGGAGCCCAGAGAGCCGCUGCUGUUCCCCGUGGCCAUGGUGCCCGCAGAGGGCGAGUCCUCAGGCCACACGCAGCCCCCCAGCCCCAGCCCCGAGAGCCUUAUCGACCUGUGGCAGAAUGACAGCACCACCCCGCCCGCUGCCUGGGAGCUGGCCACCCCUGCGCCGCCGGGGCCCCCCGCGCCCCUCCUGGUGGAGGUGGAUGUGCCCCUAGCCGCCCCCGCUGCCCCUGACGACAACCUGCUGAACUUCGACGAGCUGCCCGAGCCACCAGCCACCUUCUGUGACGCGGAGCAGGACGAGGAGCCGGCCAGCCUCAUUGCGAUGGAGGGGCCGCACCAGAUGACGCUCAGCUACCAGCAUGCCCUGCAGGAGGCCGCCAGCGGGCAGCAGGCCCCCGAGCCCCAGCUGCUGACCAACGGGGAGAUGGCCCAGAAGGAAGGGGUGCAGGCCAGCGAGGGCUACUUCAGCCAGUCGCAGGACGAAGAGUUCGGCCAGGUGGAGACGUCUGCCAAAACUCCUCCUGCCGUGUUCUACGCCAAGCCCCCCGAGAUCGACAUCACCUGCUGGGACGCCGACCCGGUGCCUGAGGACGAGGAGAGCUUUGGGGGCAGCGUCUAAGGCUGGGCCCUGUGCGCGUCAGAGCCCCGGGACCGCCACCGUGAGAUCCCAGCAGUGCAAGACGGCCGCAGCAAGGGGCCCAGCCCCAUCCCUCUCCGUCUGCGUGUGCCCUGGGCCCGGUUGGACGGGCCAGCCCCGUGGCACCCCUGCCCCCCGCAGGGCAACUUUUACAGCUCUCCUCUCUCUCUCUCUCUCUCUCUCUCUUUUUUAAAAGUUGUCUCACUAGGAGCCAUGUGGGUCCGCCCGCCCCCCUUCUCCCGUAGCUCCCUGCUCCACCCUGCUGCUCCUGCCUCUUUGCGUUGAGCUUGUAUAUUUCUUCGCACCCCUCAGCUCCCCCUACCCUGGUGCCCUGAGGGAGGCUGGGCAGCUGGUGCUCUGUGCAUGGGGCAGGGGCCUCAUUCGCCUCUCCCCUGCCGGCUCUGCCCAGAGCCCUGAGAACUUUGCACGAAUCAAAAAUAAAUAUGGCAAUAAAAUGACCCUGUGUGGGUGCGGCUCUGGCUGGCUGCAGCCCCCUCACUUCAGCUGCACCCCAAGGUGCUUGUGCAGCAGAGCCCCGCCCCCAGAGGGGAAGGCGUUCCCCCUGCAGGAGUUAAGAACCCCCAGGGUGGGGGCUGGGAGAGAGCUAGUGCCAGGCUGCCUCUCCCUCCCUCACUGCCUGAGGCUGUCUCAGCUGCAAGGACCCUGCCAGUCGCAGGAGGACACCAUGUGGCGACCCCCCCCUGACUGUGAGCCCCCUGCGCCCCCCCCUUGCUUGGCCCCCUUCUCAAGUACAGUAACUGGUUUUUUUGAAAGCACAAAUUGUGUAUUGGCAACGUGCUAAUGUAUGUUAAUAAAUAAAUUGCCUCCACCCUG
Mauremys mutica (yellowpond turtle) is the source of this 2721-nucleotide messenger RNA. RefSeq names its product drebrin 1 (gene DBN1). The transcript has 14 exons. Gene Ontology annotation, cellular component: cortical actin cytoskeleton; plasma membrane; postsynaptic density. Gene Ontology annotation, biological process: positive regulation of axon extension; regulation of actin filament polymerization; neuron projection morphogenesis. The record is from RefSeq and is a predicted model, not a curated record. Bases 46 to 1869 code for a protein of 607 amino acids. Gene Ontology annotation, molecular function: actin filament binding. Lineage: Eukaryota; Metazoa; Chordata; Testudines; Geoemydidae.